GGAGUCGAGCGCGGCCAGCAAACUCAUCCGGAUCUCGCAUCAGUUUGUAAGCCGUGUUCGUAUCAUCGGCACAGCUGCAUCGCGGCGCGCGCCAAAAUCUCUCUCUCUCUCUCUCUCUCUCUCUCUCUCUCUCUCUCUCUCUCUCUCUCUCUCUCUCUCUCCGCGCGCGCAUCCCUUCGCUCCAGUCAUUCGGCUUUGGUGAAUGAACGCACGAGCACGUGGCCCCCGCGGUGUAUAGUGCGGAUUACAAUAUUAUACGCGUAUAUUCGUCAUUCGGAGCGUAUACGCGCAGUGAGAUUCGUCAACCGGAUGCGGACGCAGCGCGAGGGAGAGGGAAAGUCGGAAAGUCCGCGGAUGACUCGACAGCAGCUGAAGCAGCGAAGGCCUCGACGAUUUCCCGCUAACAGCCGCCCGUAUGUAUGUGAAUCAUCGUCGCGGCGGCGGCGGUAGCUCCUCGCCGACGACGAGCCAGCAGCAGCAGCAACAGGAGUGUCCAGUUGACGCUAGAACUUCUGCUCGAGAAGUCGACGAUGGCUCCGCGAUCGACGAGGGCCUACUCGCCGGCUCUUAUAACAGUCAGCAGACAUCCACCGUCGGACAGCUCUCCGCGAGCUUUAACUGCUACCUGGAAAGGUCGACCAGCUACACAUCGAGCUCGAGCUCGGCAUCCUCGCCGCUGGUGGACGCAGUGUUGGGCCUGGAGGAGUUGGACCGGCUCUGCAGCGAAAGCGAGCAGCAGUCAUCCCCCGGCGAAGACCACUUCAUACCGGCGCCGUCCUUCGAGGCCCUCUUGAGGAUCAGCGAAGCGUCGCAGGAUCAUGGGCCGCCACCAGCAGCACCAGCAGCACCGGCAAAACCCGAAGCAGAGGAGGACUCUGGUUCGGUGGGAAACGGAAGCGAAAGGACGGAGCAGCCCGAGGAGGAGGCCGGACAACCGGAGCCGGUUAUGCUGCCGUCGGAUCCGUCGGAGUGGAAUUCGAGUCACGUAAGCUCCUGGCUCUCCUGGUGUAGCCAGGCUUUCUCCCUGAAGCCAGUGCCGACGAUCGACGCUCUGGGCUCCCCCAGUACCACCGGUCGAGAUAUCCUGGACUGGAGCCUAGCCCAGUGGAAGGAACGUUGUCCGGGAGGCUCGGGUCGUGUUCUCGCCCGACACCUGGGCUACCUGCGGCUUCAGGCCACCGGACUUCGCACCGACGCUCUCCUGCAAGAAGAAAAGUCAACCGAGAGGUUCGGCCUCCUGCAGCGCACGUGCUCGCUGAUUGGCGCGGCGGGCGGUGCCGGAGCCACGGGGGCGUCCGUCGGAGGCGGCCAGGUCCAGCUCUGGCAGUUCCUUCUGGAGCUGCUCGCCGAUUCGUCCAACUCGUCCUGCAUCGCGUGGGAGGGCUCGAACGGCGAGUUCAAGCUCACCGAUCCUGACGAGGUCGCCCGUCGCUGGGGAGAGCGCAAGAGCAAGCCCAACAUGAACUACGACAAGCUCUCUCGCGCCCUCAGGUACUACUACGACAAGAACAUAAUGACGAAGGUUCACGGCAAGCGCUACGCCUACAAGUUCGACUUCCACGGACUGAUGAUGGCCUGCCAGGCGCAGGCCGGCGUCGGGCUCGACGGUGCUCCCAUGGUCGGCAGGUCCGGCCAUCAUCCUCACCCGGCGCAUCAUCACCCGCAUCAUCAUCCGCCGCAACACCAUCACCUCUACGCCAGCGGAGCAACUCACCCCACGACGGCUCAGCAACACCACGCGGCUGCUGGACCACCGCCGCCGCCGCCUCCACCCCCGCACUACUGCUGGCCCUACAGAUACUCCCCGCCGACGUAAUGUCGGCUGUGAUUUUAUGAACGUUAUGCUUUUGUGUAUAGUUAUGUAUAGAUAUAUAGCAUGUGUGAAAGUGAAUUUGAGAGAAAACGAUCACGUGGUUGUUAUAGCGUGUGUAUAGGAUGCAAUAUUUUUAAAAGAGCGUUUGAAGUGCGAGAGAAUUUUAUGAUCGCAGUAAAGCUGGCUUUAAUACCAUUUUUUUUUAUUUUGUUUUGGGAAGAAUUCUACGAGUUUUAUGUACCUAGACUCAUAUGUUAUCAUUGAAUGUUAUUGCUCAGUUGGUUGUUGCGUUAAUCCAUCAUUUUUUGUAAUAUUUACACACUGUAAACUUGUACUAACAUAUUAACGAUAUUGUAAUAGUUAGGAACAAGGUUUUGACGGAAGCUUUGGGUGAAAAAUAGUUUUGCCUGGGAAAAAAAUCAUAUGGUUCUUACGAAUCAUAUAUUAUUCUAUAUAGCAUCAUAUUAUAUAGACUAUGUUAAGUUAAAUACUUGGUUUCUCGAAGAAAAAUCAGCUGAUAUAUACAAAUGUGAUAGUGCAAAAUAAUACUUAAAAUAUCACGAAAAUUCAUCACAAUCCUUACAAAUAGUGAUAACACUGUCUAUAUAAAUUUAAGAAUAAAAUCGUUUAUAAUACAAUAAAAUACAUCAAUUUAUAUAUUAAUAAACCAGUUUGAAGGUUUUGCGAGGAGCUAAACAUGUUUAAGUUUAUUACUUCUAUACUCAUUAUUGCAUUCAUCACAGUUUUGAAAACAAUGCGCAAAUGUAAUUAAAUAUCAAUUUAUUCUUCAAAUCAUAAUGUAACAUUGGCAAUAAAGAAAAUCUUGAAAUAUUCGCAGCGUUAGAAAUCAAUGCUCAAUAAAGAACGUAAUAUGUGUGUGAUGUGAUAUGAAUUUGUGGUAAUGUUUGAAGUAUAUUGUAUAAAUGUAAUACGUUGAGGCUAUGUGUAACUUGAGUAAAUAUACAUUAAUGUAGGAUGCUUUUGUAUUUUUAAAUUAUCCAUGAUUACAUUUAAAAUAUAUAGUUUAAAAAGUAUAUAAGUAUGAACAAAUGUAAUAUGAGAUUGUACGAAAGUCGUUUAUAGUCAAGAAAAUUGAAUACCAUUAACACAUAUAAGAGGUAUAAAUAUUAAUAUAUCCAAAAUUACAUUGUAUAGUUAUUAAUUUCUUGUUGUUCACUAUAGAUAUAAAUAUAUAUAUAUACUUACAAUAAAGUAUAAUUGAUUGGAAACAAAAUAAAAUGUAUAUUUGCCGUCCGAUUUUUAUAAAAAGCAAUAAUAAUUUUACCAUAUACUUUUACUGGCAUGAUAAAUUUGACAAUAAUUGGUUAAUAGUAUUCAAUUAAGUUGGCUAAAGAAGAAAUUUCUAUUUGUAAAUAUAACGCCAUAUGAUGAAUGUUUUACGUCAUUCUUCGGAGAAUCAAUUGAGCCACGGUUAGAAGAAUCAGAGUCUAUAUACUGAUGUGUGCAGUGUACAUUUUAUUGAUGAAAGUAACUUCCGUAAGAGAAAGUAUGUAUUUAGAGAAUAAAAUAUAGGUAAUAAACACGA
Messenger RNA from Nasonia vitripennis (jewel wasp), 3359 nucleotides. Its product is annotated as DNA-binding protein D-ETS-6-like. The record is from RefSeq and is a predicted model, not a curated record. NCBI's taxonomy places the organism in Eukaryota, Metazoa, Arthropoda, Insecta, Hymenoptera, Pteromalidae. Gene Ontology annotation, biological process: cell differentiation; regulation of transcription by RNA polymerase II. Bases 416 to 1816 code for a protein of 466 amino acids. The transcript has 5 exons. Gene Ontology annotation, molecular function: DNA-binding transcription factor activity, RNA polymerase II-specific; sequence-specific DNA binding. Gene Ontology annotation, cellular component: nucleus.